Messenger RNA from Prunus avium (sweet cherry), 1525 nucleotides. It is a transcript of the gene PAP28, whose product is annotated as purple acid phosphatase 28. The record is from RefSeq and is a predicted model, not a curated record. NCBI's taxonomy places the organism in Eukaryota, Viridiplantae, Streptophyta, Magnoliopsida, Rosales, Rosaceae. Gene Ontology annotation, molecular function: hydrolase activity, acting on ester bonds. Gene Ontology annotation, cellular component: cytoplasm.
ACCCCUGGAGAAAUCAAAAGACCCUAACUUUUACAAAACAGUAGACCGCGGGAAGACAAAAAUAAGUCAAUAAGCGGUCCGUCUGAACCGGACCGCAACCCCACUGUCUGAAGAAUCUGGACCUUCAGCUGAGGCCUUCAAUGGAAUCGUCCAAAGCAGCAAACUGGAAGCACUCGUUUCUCUAUCUGGGUUUUCUCUACUCACUUCUCUGCUUCCUCCACAACCAAAUCUCUCACAAUUUACUCAUAGGCCAUCGGCCUGUGAGAGUUAAGAAGACCAGCCCAGAUCUUCCCCUUCGCUUCCGCUCUGAUGGCACCUUCAAAAUCCUGCAGGUGGCUGAUAUGCAUUAUGGAAAUGGAGCCUUGACUCGCUGCAGAGACGUUUUGGACUCUGAGUUUGAGCACUGCUCUGAUCUCAAUACGUCUCGCUUCUUGAAGAGGAUGAUCGAAGCUGAAAAGCCUGAUUUCAUUGCUUUUACAGGAGAUAAUAUAUUUGGGUCAAGCUCUGUUGAUGCUGCUGAAUCCUUGCUUAGAGCAUUUGGUCCUGCCAUUGAAUCAGGACUUCCAUGGGCAGCAAUUUUAGGCAACCACGACCAAGAAUCUACGAUGAAUCGUGAAGAACUGAUGUCUUUUAUCUCCCUUAUGGAUUAUUCAGUUUCUCAAAUUAAUCCAUCAGCUGAAGAUCUCUCAAAUCUUGCCAGAGGAAGCAGGAAAAAAAUUGAUGGCUUUGGAAAUUAUGAUCUGAGAGUAUAUGGUGCCCCAGGUUCCCAUUUGGCAAACAGCAGCAUCCUCAAUCUUUUCUUUCUUGACAGUGGAGACAGGGAGACGGUUCAAGGAGUUCGAACUUAUGGUUGGAUUAAGGAAUCUCAACUCGAUUGGCUUCAUGGCAUUUCUCAGGGAUAUCAGGAUAAACCACUGGCGCUUGCAUUCUUCCAUAUCCCAAUUCCAGAGGUCCGGCAGCUGUGGUACAAAAAGAUUGUUGGUCAGUUUCAGGAGGCUGUGGCAUGUUCAUCGGUGAACUCAGGAGUUUUACAGACCCUUGUAUCCAUGCGAGAUGUGAAAGCUGUGUUCAUGGGACAUGAUCAUAACAAUGACUUUUGUGGGGAUCUGGAGAAUAUUUGGUUUUGUUACGGUGGGGGCUUUGGAUACCAUGGUUAUGGAAAGGCAGGGUGGCAAAGGAGAGCAAGGGUCAUAUUGGCAGUACUCGGGAAGGGGGAGAAAGGGUGGACGGGAGUUGAGAGGAUUAAGACAUGGAAGCGUCUCGACGAUGAUAAACUGAGCAAGAUUGAUGAGCAAUUGUUGUGGGAAAAUUAGCCAUCAGUAUAAUUUGGGUGUAGGUAUAUAGAAAUUUUGGAAUAGGCACUGCACUAUGUUGUAUAUCCUCUUUCAGUUUUUUUGCUGUAAAAGUAAUUGUAUUUGUGUUGUAUGAUUAUUUUUGAUCCUGUAAUGUAAGAUUCGGGCUAAAAAGAUGGGAUGAUCAGCAGUGGUUGUGUUGCUCAAUAAUCCCAUAUUUGAAAGAAAAAAAA